Molecule: messenger RNA, 3491 nt
Organism: Ceratitis capitata (Mediterranean fruit fly)
Lineage: Eukaryota; Metazoa; Arthropoda; Insecta; Diptera; Tephritidae
Product: homeobox protein invected
Exons: 4
Coding region: 630-3227 (865 amino acids)
Biological process (GO): regulation of transcription by RNA polymerase II; multicellular organism development; neuron differentiation
Cellular component (GO): nucleus
Molecular function (GO): RNA polymerase II cis-regulatory region sequence-specific DNA binding; DNA-binding transcription factor activity, RNA polymerase II-specific
Source: RefSeq, a predicted model, not a curated record
GUAGCAGUGCGAAGAGUUAAUGAACGGUCGCGCGCGUCUCUUUUGUUUGGUAAUUUUUAUAGCCAUUUGGUCGAGCGAAAAAAAAGUAGAGCCAAAACAGAAAUAAAGAAGAAGAAGCAGAACAAGCUGUGUUGAAGCUUGAUUAGUGUAUGAACCGGCGCUGGAAUAAAUAAAACCAUUGCUAAUGAAAAAAGAAGAGGAAGCAUGCAUGUAAAUUGUGAAAUGCCGACGCGUUUUUUGACGACGCGUUUUACUUAAUCUGCCAUAGCGAGUAUAUUCUUACAUUUUGAAUGAAACGCUUAGCGCAAAGCUCGUUGCUUAUGUAAAACUGAUUGACGCGCUGCUGUUGACAGCCACAAUCGCGCGUUUUGAUUUAUUUGUGUACAUAUUAGUGUUGAUACAAUCCAAAAAAUUGUUAAUAUGCUUUCAAGUGAACUAAAGAGGCAGUGCAGUAAUAAAUUUGUGAGCGAGUGAUUGCCGACGGCCUCUUAUUUUAUCCUAAAAAAAAACAAAUUAAGGAGUCUUAAUCUUAAACCAAAUUAAUCAACUAAAGCGCUCUAUGUACGCGCUUGGCACACAUUUGUUAGCUGCCACUGUCAUUAGCAGCAACAACGAACUUCAACAGCUCAAUGUCCACUGUCGCGAGCACACGCACAACGCUCACACAACAAGUGCUGCCAAUAAACGUGACGCCAGCGUCGCCGCCACCAGCUAUAGUUGUCAACUCAACGGAAUCAGGAGUGUCAUCGAGUACGUCAAAUCAAAGCAUAUACGCUUUAGCGCCACUUUCACACAAACACAACCAAACGCCAUUAUUCGAACAGCUGUGCGCGCUGCGUCGACGUCGCGUCGUCGAUAUGCAUCCAGAUUGUAUGCUGCUGCAAGCGCAUGGCGUAACAAGUCCGCGCUUAAGCCCAAGCGUUACGGUUUUGGCAGGUGAAAAACGUCGGGAUCACACUGGCACAAUGUCCAUGGAUGCGACAUCAGUAGACGAGAUAAAAAAUAUGUGUGAUGAUUCAAACGACUCAACGGAUGAGAUGGAUGUGGUGGGUGAUGACGAGAUUGACGAAGGUGGGCGUUUACGUGAAAUAAAUGAAUUAGAAGCUAAGACGGCAGCAGCGCGCUUAAGUGGUGCCACAACACCGCACUGUGUCGACGAAGUGGACGAAACAGGCGAGGAAGACGAUGCCUUGAGUCUCUGUAGUGAGGAUAGUGAAUUAUCUGUUGGCCAGGAGGUAGGCGGCAAUACUAAUGUUCGCACAGUCUCAAAUUUUUGUGAUUAUACGCAGCAACGCCGCUUACUGCUCAGCAAUGUUGGCAGCAUGAUGGCGUUGUGCGCGCCGUCGGCGUUUAGCAGUGUGCAAGCGCCUGCAUCCGCUUGCGGUGAUGGCAGUGAUGCGCGUUCAAGUGCAUCUACGGAUGACAACACUUUACAGCAGCUGGACGAUGAGAGUAUUGGCAGCAGCACUGGUAAUGCGUUGCAGUCGAUACCGGCGCCGCUGACGCCACAAUCGCCACCACAAACCACCAGCGCCAUAUUGGAUCCAUAUGUGGUGGCCAACGCGCUACGCAUGCCUGUGCCGGUGUUGCCCCGCGCUGCCAACCAUACAUCUGCCUUUCAAUCGGAGCUUAUGCGUAAGUCACACAUGUACGCUGAGGAGUUGAUGAAACAGCAAAUGCAAUUUAUGGCUGCGGCGCGUGCCAGCGCGUUUACAUUGCGCGGUGAAGCAAUAGCGCCGGAUCGACGCGCCUUUGCGCGCAUGCCAGCAACGCCACAGCAAAUGUCCAAUUUUGUCGGCAUACAAUCGCAGCUGACGGCUAUUACAAAAAUGUCACAAUUAAGCGCUGCUGCUGCAGCAGCGGCUGUUGCUGUUGCAGCGGUGGCCAACAAUACCCAAACUUCGCAGCAGCAGCAGCAACAACAACAAAACAAAUCGCAUUUGUCUAGCAACGCGGAUGCAUUAAGCAAACUGAGUGCUUUAACAAGCGCGCACACUCAACUCUCCCCCUCAACCGCCAGCGCUGUAUCAAGUCUGAGUCAGCUGCAAGCGCAAAUGCAAGCGCACUUCCCGUACGCGCACAGUAAUCACCUCAACAAUAAUAACCUCAACAAUAACAAUAAUAAUCUCAAUGAACCUGCGCUAAAAUUUAGUAUUGAUAAUAUUUUAAAAGCUGACUUUGGCCGGCGGCUAGCGGAGGGCGCUGCUUGUAUGGCUGCGUGUAAUAAUAUCACACGCGCUGCCAAAUGCAGUGGUAGUAAUAGUAACAGCAAUAGUGCUUUGCAGCGGGCACGUAAGGCAGCCAAUGCUUUAGCCACUGGCUCAGUUAGCGGCAACUCAGCGCUCGCUAUCGAUCUAACGCAUCUCAAUGCAGCGGCGUCUACCGCAACAACGACAUCAGCUUCAACGGCAACUUUAAACUUCUCACACACACUCGCAAAUAUUUGUACAAAUAGCAGCGAUUCGUCUAGUACUGCGGUGAGCAGUAGCUUUGGCGGCGUCUCUGAGCAUGCCAAGUCACCUGCCGCUGCGACGGCGGGUAAUGGUGAUUUUAGCGCCUCAGCGUCGAAGUGCGCGGCGACAGAGCUCAGCGCAAAGGUGGUAGAGGACACAACAAAUAGCGGCGGUAGUAGCACCGCUGCUAAAUCCAGCGGUACUGGUGCGAGCGGCAGCGGACCUAUUGUAUGGCCUGCGUGGGUGUAUUGCACGCGCUACAGCGAUCGACCCAGUUCAGGACGAAGUCCACGUACACGGAAGCCCAAGAAAUUGACCGGUGAGAAGAGUACUGGUGGCAGCGGUGUUUCGAGUGGUAGCGGAAGCGGUGGUAGUAGUGCUGCCACAGCUGAGGAUAAACGACCGCGUACGGCGUUCAGUGGCUCGCAAUUGGCGCGUUUGAAGCAUGAAUUCACGGAAAAUCGUUACCUGACGGAAAAACGACGCCAACAACUAAGCUCCGAGUUGGGUCUGAAUGAAGCGCAAAUAAAAAUUUGGUUUCAAAAUAAGCGAGCGAAACUGAAAAAGUCUAGCGGCACGAAGAAUCCUUUAGCACUGCAAUUAAUGGCACAAGGACUUUACAAUCAUUCGACGGUGCCACUGACGCGCGAAGAAGAAGAAUUACAAGAGUUACAAGAGCGUGAAAAUGCAGCAGCGGCGGCGGCGGCGGCAGCGGCACCUGAGGCAAGAAGUGGCGGUGCUGGUACGACAACAGUGACAACCGUCUCCACAUAGGAUUGUUAGGUGCUGCCGGAGGUUCUUUAAAGUGUAUACAGGAAAAUCAAAAUUAUUUAAACAAAAGAACAACGAAAACAUUUUAUUUAAGUAAAUUAUACGAAAAAAAAAUAUAAACUUUGUAGAUAUAAAUAUAAACAAAUUUAUUUGUAAGUAAAAUAUUUGUGAAAUUAAUAUACCAAGCCAGUGUUGGAAUUUGUCACUAUUUUUGAUGGUUUUGACAGCUACUUUUGCCUCAAAUGAAGUAAUUAGUGUUUAACAAUU